GCAGUUCUUGCAGCCAGCUGAUUUCCAAGCAUUGCCUUCCUCAAGAGACGACAUUGCAUAGCAGAAGAAAGCUGGGAAAAUGCUUCUUCCUCAUGAUUUUUCCCUUGUUGAUGCUUUCUGUAGGUUCCUCUCCAAAAGGAGAACUCAGGAAUCCAGGCAGCUGAAGAUUGCGGCGCUGCAGGCGAUGUCAAGGACAAAACCUGUGCAUCUGUGGAACGGUGCGGGGCAAGGAGGGAAACGGAAAGCCUCCGCAGAAGCUGAUGCCAGUGGCCUUCCUCUGAAGCGCAGCCACGUGGAAAGCCAGGAGUGUGGCACAGCACCCAAGAGAGCAGUGGCGAGCAGCUCGGAUGUGCCGGAGGACAUCACGGACAUCCAGGGUUUGCUCUCUUGGAUCAAUGACGUGGCAAGAGCUGCUGAGGUCCCCCAGGAGAACCCCAGCAGCCCUGCCCCCGGAUGUCUCAUCGCUGAGCUCCCUGACAACCCUGGGGACAGCAGAGAGCUCAGCACACAGGCUGCUACCGGGACGUCCACCGACCCCUUCUGGGGGCUUCCUCCAUCCCCCGGGCUCCUGUCUGAGCUGCAGUGCGGGCUGUCGGAGCUGCGCCCCGUCGUGCCACCAGCGAGCGCCCGGCUCAGCCCACGGCCGACCACCCUGGCCGUCAGCGCACCUCCCUCAGCGCAAAGCGCACAGCCCACCGAGGAGGUGCAGCAAAGGCAGCCCCAGGAGGCUCAGGCUCACUCGCCCCCAUCGCCAGGCUCUGUCCCCAGCCAGGUGACAGAAAAGAAGAACAGGGGCAGCACCAAGCGGGGGGCCAAGCGCCCUGCGCCUGCCGGCACCCUGCAGAAAGGGGAGAGAUCCCAGCAGGAGCAGCCCACCAGCAGCGCUCCUGCCAAGAAAAGGAAGCUGCCGCCCCGCGGGGAAAGAGCAGAGAGGAAAGGCCGCAAACAGCCGUGCCAAGCAAAGCUGUCUGGGGCCGGUGCAGGAGCCAGCGAGCUGCGCAAGCACCUGCAGCAAUGCAUCCAGGCCGUGCACCCGCUGGGGCAGAGGGCGACUGCGGUGGGCCCGCCCCAAGACAGCCAUGCGCACAAGGCAGAACCAACGGCUCCAGGCAGCACGGUGCAGGAGGAGGGUGCUGCCAAGGAGGCGACGCCGAGCUGCCCGCGCCCGUCCCCGCAGAGGAGCUCGGCGCUGCAGAGGGACCCACCGCCACCACCACCACCACCAGCGCUGCACCAGCAGCAGCCUCGGCCCCGGCGCCCCGUGGACUUUGUGCCCUGCGUGGGGCCGCAGGCGGGUGGCGGUGUAAUACCGCUGGUGAUGGAGGAGUCGCUGCCCAUCACAGCCGAGCAGCGGCCCGAGCGGGAGCGCAUGAAGAACCUGGCCCAGGAAGAGCGGCAGCGGGCGGCCCAGCAGAUGAAGAUCGGCCCCGUGCAGUUCCUGGUGCAGCGGGAGAUAGACAUGGCCAUCGCCGACCAGUACGGCUACCCGUAA
Molecule: messenger RNA, 1492 nt
Organism: Tympanuchus pallidicinctus (lesser prairie-chicken)
Lineage: Eukaryota; Metazoa; Chordata; Aves; Galliformes; Phasianidae
Product: protein enabled homolog
Exons: 6
Coding region: 80-1492 (470 amino acids)
Source: RefSeq, a predicted model, not a curated record